AUGAGUGCAGCUCCUUUUCCCUGCUCCCAGCUCCCCGACUACCACUAUUCAGCUGUGCUGCUCACCUCUGGGAUCCGGGUAGUAAAAUCCACUGAAGAAACAGUGAAGCCAAAGGAAAUACAGGUAAUGCUCACUGAAGCCCUGUGGGACCAGGUGCUAAUGGCUUUUAAUGAUAUACGAAAGGAGAUGAAGGAAGAUGCUCGGAUUCGAGGGAUGAGUAACUGCUUAAUGACACCCAUCUCAUCUGCAUUCAGUACUGGGUAA
Messenger RNA from Pteronotus mesoamericanus, 264 nucleotides. It is a transcript of the gene LYLDT1, whose product is annotated as chromosome unknown C12orf54 homolog. The coding region runs from base 1 to 264 and encodes 87 amino acids. The transcript is spliced from 6 exons. Lineage: Eukaryota; Metazoa; Chordata; Mammalia; Chiroptera; Mormoopidae. The record is from RefSeq and is a predicted model, not a curated record.